UACACGGGCCCGCGACUCAGCCACAAAAAGAGAUUUUCCACACUUGCGGACAGCUUCUCAUCAUCUUCAGCUUGUCAGUCACAGAAACAACAUGGCCCAAGCAGGCCCCUCAGAGGGCAACCACGGGUUCUACGAGAUCAAGGAUGCUGGACGCAAAGGACAAGGAGCGUUUGCUUUGAAAGAUAUCUGCGCCGGAACUCGUAUUCUUGUGGACGCUCCUCUUUUCGUCAUUGACAAGAACAGCCAGGACGACAUCGAGCUUGCCGACAUCCUCUCGAAGCUAUCGGCUUUGCCAUCUGCUACCCGCCAUCAGUUCGGGUCUCUUCCAUUCGCGCCUUUCUUCGCAAACGGUUCUAGCAUGAUGCAGCUAUAUUCGCGCUUCGACUUCAACAAGUUCGCGAUUUCAGGUGGAAAAGGCUGGGGAUGUUUCCGCUACGCUUCACGCUUCAACAACUCCUGCCUUCCAAACUGUGCAAUCUCUACGACCAAUCAAGGCACGAAGCAACUUCGCGUUACUCGCAACGUCUCGGCGGGCGAUGAGUUGACCUUCGCGUAUUUUGAAGGACUGCAAUACAUGACAACAGCUGAACGACAAGAGUUCUUGCACCACCAGUUCAGCGACUCGCCGUGCAUAUGCCAGCUCUGCAGUCUUCCCGCCGACCAGCGCAUGCUAAGCGACAUGCGGAGGAAACUCAUGCGUCACCUGCUGUAUGUUCUACGAAACGGAAUGGAUCUUGAAGCUGGUAUUCCGCCCCAGAUCACUUCGAGGAACUACCACCCGCUUCCAGAAUUCGAGAUUGCCAGCGAGCCUGCUGGCUAUUUCACUGCGCUGGCGGAAGCGGAGGGGAUCGUUGGUGUGUUGGUCUGGAACAUGUAUGUCAAAGGCGGCGGCGACCUGCUUCAGGAUUUCCAUUCCAACGGCUUCACGCGGGUCCCGCGUUCCGCCAUGCGUACAAUAGGACUUUGGAUGAGAAGAGCAUCGCAUAUCAAAAUGGUACUUUUGGGAAGCACAGGCUUUUCUAGGAAGCAAAUCGAUGAUCAGGCUGACCGGUUGGUGGAAGUGGCUGAUAUGCUGGAGCAAUCUGGGGGCCGUUUCGAUGCUGCGGGGCUAUGA
Messenger RNA from Cercospora beticola, 1114 nucleotides. Its product is annotated as SET domain-containing protein. The record is from RefSeq and is a predicted model, not a curated record. Lineage: Eukaryota; Fungi; Ascomycota; Dothideomycetes; Mycosphaerellales; Mycosphaerellaceae. Gene Ontology annotation, molecular function: protein binding.